CAAUAGUGAUGAAGAUAGUGUGAGAUGAGAGGGCAUUAAAAUGAGAAUAUUAUUCAAACAAUCGAAAUCUGCAUACAGAAAACACGCAUCGGAAUCCAAUUACGUUGAAACAAACCCUAGGCCCCCAUUUUCCCCCAAAUCCUAUUCAAUGUCCGAUCAAUAGAUCCGAUCAAACCCUAACAACCAGAAAAAUGACAAGCAGCAGCGGCAGCGACGUAGAAGCCGGAUUCGCAAAGCUCCAAGGCGAAGACUUCGAAUACUACAUGCAAACCUACUCCAUCAUUCUCGGCCGCAACUCCAAGAAAUCCACCGUCGACGUCGACCUCUCCUCCUUAGGCGGCGGCAUGAACAUCUCCCGCCAUCACGCCCGCAUCUUCUACGACUUCCAACGACGCCGUUUCGCCCUCCAAGUCCUCGGCAAAAACGGCUGUUUCGUCGAAGGCGUUCUCCACCUCCCCGGCACUCCUCCGGUCAAACUCGACUCUCAAGAUCUCCUCCAGAUCGGAGACAAGGAGUUUUACUUUCUCUUGCCGGUUAGAAGCAUCCUCGGUGGACCUGCUCCGGUGCCACGUGGCAGAAACCCUAGUGGUGGUGGUGCUUAUUAUUCGCCGGCAUUGCCGCCCUCUGGGAGGGGGAGGGGGAGGAGUGAUGAUGACGUGGAGGAUGGAGGUGUUGUGGGGAAGAAGGUGAGGAGAGAUGAUUAUGGUGUUGUUGGUGGUGCUUCCGGUUCGGGUGGACGAUCGCAUUCCGAUAAGAAAUCAGAGGCAAGAUCAAGAGUUGAUCGGGAGUCUGAUAACCAGCAGCUGUUACAAUUAGAAGAGAAAGACGUCGUAUCGUCUGUCGCUACUGUGCUUUCUGACCUUUGCGGUCCCGGGGAUUGGAUGCCUCUAGAGAAACUUCAUGCUGAGCUGUUUGAACUGUACGGCAAUGUGUGGCACCAUAGUCGAGUUAGGAGGUAUCUAACUUGCGAUGAUCAUCCAGGCUCUGAAGCUCAGGGCAAACCAUGGUUUGGGCUGCUUAUGUUGUUGAGGAAAUACCCUGAACAUUUUGUCAUUAACACUAGAUCUAGAGGCCGUGUUACACUCGAGUUUGUCUCGCUUGUUUCACUCGUUUCUUGAGAUCUUGAACAAGUGGCUUAGUAUCUUACUUUUUAUGUUUUGACUUCAACUUGAGGUCUUGUUUGUACCCUUGAUUGUAUGUAACUAUGAAUCUUUUGACCAUUUGGUUUGCUUCAAAGUGGUGUUAUGUUUCUAGAAGAUGCUAAAGAGCCGAGCUUGGAGCUCGUUUUACGAGAAAUUUUAUAAGCUUGAACUUGGUUUU
Messenger RNA from Helianthus annuus (common sunflower), 1320 nucleotides. Its product is annotated as FHA domain-containing protein FHA2. Gene Ontology annotation, cellular component: nucleus. The record is from RefSeq and is a predicted model, not a curated record. Bases 192 to 1118 code for a protein of 308 amino acids. Gene Ontology annotation, molecular function: sequence-specific DNA binding; protein binding. The transcript has 3 exons. Gene Ontology annotation, biological process: regulation of ribosomal protein gene transcription by RNA polymerase II. Lineage: Eukaryota; Viridiplantae; Streptophyta; Magnoliopsida; Asterales; Asteraceae.